GUCGCAUUAAAACAAUCUUUUUUUUUUUUAUAAAUGAUAAGAAUUCUUAGAAAACACAAUAAUAAAUUAACAUAAAUGUUGUAAUUUGAUCAGCAGCAGAAAAAAGUUAUAAACAUAUUUUAAUGCAUGCUAACUUAAUCAAAUUGAGAUAAUUUUAUUUUUUUUUUGGACUAUAAUGGAUUUCGUGAUUAGAUAAAAAAAUUUGAAAUUAUUUAAAAUAAACAAUUGAAAGUAUUUAGUUCCUGAUUGUUGUACGAUUAACUGCAGCGCGCGCCCUGUGUGUGUUCGAGUACCUGUAUAAUAUAAUAGAUUCUUAACAUGGAAAAUAAAACGGAAGAAUUUAAUAUUCGCGUAGGAUAUAUCAGUGAUGCUACUUUGAAGCUAGCCGAGACUGAAUUGCGUGAAACACCUGAAAUUAGAGAAGCAGCUAUUAAAGAACUCCGAAAAUUGUUGCACGCAAGCCCUGAUCUUAACUACAGAGAUGACGAUGAGUUCCUGGUGGUUUUUCUUAGAGCAUGCCAUUUUUAUCCAGAAAGUGCGCUGAAAAAGAUGAAAUCAAUUGCGUCUUUUCGAAAGGAUUAUGCUCACUUAGUUCGUGGCUUACAACUUGAACCUUUCAAAGAAAAAUUCAUGCAUGGAAAUACCAUAAAUGUUCUCAAAAAUUGUGAUCAAUUAGGACGACGUGUUAUGCUUAUUAACUCCGGUGGUGCAUGGGAUCCGGCAUUUGUUUCGUCCGAUGAAACUUUCCAAUUGCUCUAUGGUGCUCAUCUUGUUGCACAACUCGAACCAGAAUCCCAAGUUCGAGGUGUUGUAUGUAUUUUGGACUUUGAAGGACUUUCAUUCAAACAAUUGAAAGCAUUAACUCCGAACUAUUUGCUCCGUUUGUUAUCGUUCAUACAAGAUGCUUUCCCGCUACGUUUAAAAGAAGUUCAUGUUGUUAAACAACCUUAUAUUUUCAAAGCCUUAUGGUCAUUGGCGAAACCUAUGAUUCAAGAAAAACUUCGUAAUAGGAUCAAUUUUCAUGGAGAUGAUAUGAAAUCUUUGCACAAAUUCAUAGAACCUGAUUAUUUACCUCGAGAUUUUGGUGGCUAUCUGCCAACAAUUGAUUAUGGUGGCAAAGAAUGGUACGAAGCUGUUGAGAUUCAUAAGGACUAUAUUGGAGAGUGGGCAGAGCUUGGCCCUGCCAAGUGGUGAUUAUUAUUACUUAAAUUGUAAUUUUUUUUAAAGUUAAGCUUAUAAUAGAUAAUAG
Messenger RNA from Episyrphus balteatus (marmalade hoverfly), 1249 nucleotides. RefSeq names its product clavesin-1-like. Gene Ontology annotation, molecular function: phosphatidylinositol bisphosphate binding. Gene Ontology annotation, cellular component: membrane. The transcript is spliced from 3 exons. Lineage: Eukaryota; Metazoa; Arthropoda; Insecta; Diptera; Syrphidae. The coding region runs from base 319 to 1194 and encodes 291 amino acids. The record is from RefSeq and is a predicted model, not a curated record.